AUGAAGGCUACUCGGGCGUAUCUGUCACUGGCUUGCCUAGCAUACCCGGUCUUGGGUAUGAUAUUCGAGGUGCCAGUCGAUCAUUUCCCGAUUCCCAAUGAUUUUUCCAUCGCUCCCGCGGACCGUUUUAGUUACAGUUGCGUCAACGCGAUGGCAAGUACCUGCGCAGACAAGUCUGGCACGAAACAUGACGACUGCACCGAAGCCUGUCGGGUUUGUGACAAAGGCCUGACCAAACGGCAUGCGGGUCUUAGGCUAUCGUAUGGAAUAUGCUCCCCUUCGGCAGGCUUAUGCCGAUGCCGAUGGGAGCAGGAAAGCGAUCAGGACACGUUGGAAUUCAUGGAACUAUUUCACGGCGAGAAGGACGGGAAGAAAUACAAAUAUCAGCCAGUCGUGUGGUCCGUGAAGCCGGAUGUUGAACGUUACGAUCUUCGGCCGAGAGAUGUCAUCAAGGAGGAUUGCCGUCACGGACUAGCAACUUCGUGCCAAAUGUCAUCCGAAGCCAUGGGCAACGCUGAUUGCUCCGAAGUGAUGCCUAGGAAAUGCGACUGUACAUGGAAGGACAGGAAAGAACAUGCACUUCAGUAUUUGACAGUGGAGGACAAGAAGAACAAAUAUGGGGACCAAUUAGGAAGAGAUGAGCCAGUUUGGCGGUGGGUUGAUGUUGCUGAAAAUCCCGAGCCCGAGCAGGGCAGUCUGACUCCUCGCUGGAGGCUGACGAAAGAGCAUGAUCGGGUUGAUACUGAUUGCAUUUCCGCAAUGUUUUCAACAUGCCAAAAACAAACCAUCCUCUUCGGUGGUGCAGAAGACGCGGGCUGCCUUGCAGCGGUAAGUGCUAAUCUUUUGGUGUUCACUACAAUUUCUGACGUGUUUUACAGUGCCAAAGUUGCGCGUCAUCAAUUCCCAGUAAACACUCCCUAG
This is a messenger RNA of Drechmeria coniospora, 921 nucleotides long. RefSeq lists its product as uncharacterized. The record is from RefSeq and is a predicted model, not a curated record. The transcript has 4 exons. Lineage: Eukaryota; Fungi; Ascomycota; Sordariomycetes; Hypocreales; Ophiocordycipitaceae. Bases 1 to 921 code for a protein of 306 amino acids.